UUUAACAUUUCAUAGUAUUUAUGUCACCUUUACCAUCGUUUGCUACUGUAUUCACGGUACCAUAUUCCAUUAAAUUCAUCCUAUUUUAAAUGUAUGAUUUUAAUAAGAGUAAUUUUUACAAUAUAAAAUUUUAUAACUUAAUGGACAAUGUCAAAUCAAAAUGGAAGAAAGAAAUAAAUUUUUUGUAAAAAAAAAGAAAAAGAAAAAAAAAGGACAUUAAACAAAACAAAAGCUGCGUGUUUGAGCAGCCUAAACCCUGCAAACCCAAGCUCAAACUUAUGCCCAACACUCUCAUAAACCCUAAAUUAGAACUUCAACCCAUUUUUCAACUUGUUCAGCUCUUAAUUACUCUACUUCUUCUUCUUCACCUGUUAUUUACAAAUUCAACAAAAAAAAUUUAAGUUUUUUGUAGGGAUUUCAGGCUUAAAUUUCCCCCAAAUAUGUCCUUUUGUGACAAUGGAACUCACUGAAUUUCAACAACCCACCAAUUAUCAGCGAUGUUAUUGUUUCUUCGCACUUUCUUUGGCGUUGUUGGUCGCAGAAACUCCCUUUCCAAUCGCAUAGGUGCGUCCAUUGUUGCCCCUUUUCCUCAUAAUAAUAUGCCUUUCUCUCUCCUCCCUUCGACCCACUUCAUCAUUUGUCCUUUACAAUGCAAUUUGAUGAUCUGGGUCACUGGUUUUUUGUUAAAUUUUAAAUAUCCUUUUAGCAGUAAAGUAAAUUCUGAUUGUUUCAAUGAAGUUUUUGAUAGAGAUUAUAUGAAAAAAUUAGUUCUUGAAGAGAGGUGGAAUGAUGUUAGGAUUGAGAGUUUGUUUGAUUCUGCAUUAGCCCCAAUUUUAGUUUCAAGGGCUUUAGUUGUAUUGAAGGAAGAACCUAAAUUAAUGAUGAAGUUCUUUCGGUGGGCGAAAACGCGUAUUGGGUUUAGGUAUUCUACUGAAUCUUAUUGUAUAGUGAAUCAUAUCUUGUUUAGUAGUAGAAUGUACCAUGAUGCUAACUUGAUACUGAAAGAAAUGAUACUUUCAUCGAAGCCAUGGCCUGGUUUGGAUUUGUUUGAUGCUUUGUGGUUGACAAGGAGCGUUUGUGUUACGGGUUAUGGAGUGUUUGAUGCGUUUUUUAGUGUGUUGAUUGAAUUGGGAAUGCUUGAUGAGGCUAGCCAGUGUUUUGAGAGGUUGAAGAAAUAUAGGGUCCUUCCUAAGGUGCGUUCGUGUAACAACCUUCUAAAAAGGCUUUGUGAAUCGGGUAGAGGUGGGACGUCGAGGAAGAUUUUCAGUGAUAUGCUUGGGGUUGGGAUGUCCCCAUCUGUGUUUACUUAUAACAUAAUGAUAUGUGAUAGAUGCAAGGAGAAGGAUAUGGUAGGAGCUAUGACAUUGUUUAGUCAGAUGAAAGAUAGCGGCUUAAUACCGGAUAUUGUUACAUAUAAUACACUGAUUGAUGGGCAUGGAAAGCUUGGCCUGUUAAAAGAAACAAUAAAUAGUUACGUGGAGAUGAGAGAAGUAGGUUGUCGUCCUGAUCUUAUAACAUAUAAUACUCUGAUUAAUUGUUUUUGUAAAUAUGAAAAGUUGCCUCAAGCUUUCGAAUUUCUUCGUCAGAUGAAAAGUGAUGGUUUGAAGCCUAAUGUUGUAACAUAUAGCACAUUAAUUGAUUCUUUUUGCAAAGAAGGGAUGAUGAGAGAAGCUAUGAAAUUUUUUGUUGAUAUGAGACGUCUUGGUCUCUCUCCAAAUGAAUAUACAUAUACUUCUUUGAUUGAUGCGAAUUGUAAAAGCGGAAACCUUGGUGAAGCGUCAAAAAUAGUGAAAGAGAUGUUGGAGGUGGGGCUUAACCUAAAUGUUGUAACUUGUACUGCUCUGAUGGAUGGCCUUUGUGACAAAGGGAAAAUAGAAGAAGCAGAGGAAUUAUUUAAUACUAUGCAGAAAGCUGGCAUAAUCCCAAACCAGAAAACCUACACUGCUUUUAUCCACGGCUGCAUUAAAGCUGGGAAGGUGGAAAAAGCAAAAAAUAUCCUAGAAGCAAUGAAAAAGAAAGAAAUAAAGACAGACGAGACUCUUUAUGGCACCCUUAUCUGGGGACUUUGCAAUGAAGGAAAAGUUGAGGAAGCUAACGUUUUAGUAACUGAAAUGAAACAAAUUGGUCUUGAGGUAAAUAGCCAUUUGUUCACAACUCUGAUAGAUGCUUAUUUAAAAGCAGGGAAUGCCAUAAAAGCUCUUGAACUUUUCCAGGAAAUGCAAGAGUUUGAAAUCAUGCCUACUCUAAUAACAUUCAUUGUGUUAAUUGACGGUCUCUGCAAAUUGGGACUGAUCUCGGAUGCAGUUGACCAUUUUUACAAAAUGGAAGGUUCGGGUUUACCUCCCAAUAUUUCUAUCUAUACGUCUCUGAUUGAUGCUCAUUGUAAAAGUAAUUGCAUGGAAGUGGCAAAAAGGCUUUUUGAUGAAAUGCAAGCAAAGGGGAUAGUUCCAGAUGGAUCUGUUUUCACAGCUUUGAUUGAUGGGAACUCAAAGCAUGGAAAUGUUGAAGAAGUCUUUAACUUAAUCAGCAAAAUGACCAGUUCUGGUUUGCAGCUGGAUUUGUAUGCUUAUACUUCUUUGUUACAGGCUUACUUUAGAGCAGGGGAUGCAAAAGGGGCCCUUAAUCUGUUUCAGGAAAUGCAGAACUUGGGCAUUGCUCCAACACUUGGGACUUACACGGUCUUGAUUGAUGGUAUGUGUAAAUCAGGAUUGGUUGAGGAUGCACUGGACCAAUUUCGUAGGAUGGAUGGUACUAUUAUAUCUCCAAAUGUUGUCAUAUAUACAGCUUUAAUUGAUGGUCUUUGUAAAAGCAACUGCUUGGAGAUGGCUAAAGAACUUUUUAGUCAAAUGCAAGCUAAGGGUAUGGUUCCAGAUGUAGCUGCUUUUACAGCUUUGAUCUCUGGCAAUUUAAAGUUUGGUAGCAUUGAGGAGGCAUUUAAGUUGAAGAAUGAGAUGAUUGAUAUGGGUUUGGAGCUUGAUUUACAGGCAUACACCUGUUUGGUUCAGGUGCUUGCUAACUUUGGUCAACUUGAAGAAUCAAGAAUGUUAUUUGAUGAGAUGAUCAGGAAGGGUAUUCGCCCUGACAAAGUUAUAUAUGGUGUACUAGUGAGAAAAUAUCGUGACCAUGGAAAGGCUGAUGAGGCUGUAAAAUUACAAAAUGAAAUGAUUAGGAAUGGUCUCUUGACUGAAGAUAGAAACUCUGCUGCUAUGGUGCACAAUCACUGUAGAUGAUGGUAUGAAGCUUCAACACUUUUUGUGGGAUGUUUUAUCUUGUUUGAGAAUUUCUAGAAACCUUAUAAUUGCAGUGAACAAGUCAGCUCAGCCAAUUUGUGUUCAUUCAUGAUGUUUCACACAAACCCUGGAUGCUGAUAAAAAUUCCGAUCUCUGGUUGUUCAUAGAGAAAAUUUCAUCCUUGAGUGCACAGGCUCCAUGUGGCAAUGAAAAACACAAGAUUGAUGAUGCCAUUCUCGCUUACAGAUCAAUCAUCAAUUGUUUUUCUAAGGAGAGGAGCCAGUACUACUCACGUAUGUGCCUUUGGUUAUCCAACAAGAUAAUGUAAGCAUUCAAUCCUUUCAACUUUCAGCUUUAGGCACUACUAAUAUAUUCUUCACAUAUUUAAACAAGAUGCAUCAAUUAAGGAAAUCACAAGAGUGCCUUAAGACAAAUUGAGAUCCUCCCGGGUUAUCAGAGCAGGUAAUUACAAACUGUUGAAUUUUGACAUAAUCAAGCUUGUCUUAUGAGUAUGGUUGUGAAACUGAUGCCUCAUGUACCCGCGACUUUCACUGCUGACAGUAGGCAAAGAUUUGCUGCUCUGCUUUCCUUCCAUGUAAGUGAUUACACUUUAUUCCUAUGAUAAAUUACCAAACAGGCUACAGUCAAGACAAAGUGUGCAAACAGAGAAGAAAAAAGGGACGUGUAGGGGAGAUGAUGGAAGGAAGAAGAAAAGGACAAAGAUGUGGCAUUCCUUCCUUAAAGCCCACCAAUCAAAGACUGUAAGAUCAGCUGGUUGGCUCACCUCCAGAAGACGGCCAAAUCAAGUAGAAAGGCGACAACUUUAAGCUACAGUAAAAUCAAUUCUGAGGUGUAUGGAUUCCUCUAUUGGCUAGAAAAUGAGGAUGUCCAGAUCUACAUAGCCUUGUUCCCAACCAUGGCCAUGAUCAGUCAAAAGUUCAGUGGUAGAUAAAUUGUAUGAAAAAUAAACCCAUAGGCGUGAGAUUGCCAUAAGCUGGCCUUAAGUCCGAGCUCCAAAGCAUUUUACAGUUUUUAUGAUGUCUUUAAGAAUCCAACAGUUAUGUUGCCAUAAGUACAAAUUAUGAGAUCUUAUACCUCAAUGUUCAUGUACAAGUCUUGAUGGAUUUGCAAGGUAAACUUGCCAGUAUUAAGGCUCUAAACACCUUUAUUUUGACAUUGUUCUUGUAAUCGUAUGUGUUUUGCAGUCCUUGGAUCUCCUUGAGGCCUUACCUCCAUGGAUACUUCUAUUUGUCACAAGUACAUGAUACAUUUUUUCUAUAGUUGCCAUGAAUAUAGUUUCUUCGAUUUAUUUAGUA
Chenopodium quinoa (quinoa) is the source of this 4546-nucleotide messenger RNA. Its product is annotated as putative pentatricopeptide repeat-containing protein At2g02150. The transcript has 5 exons. The coding region runs from base 498 to 3230 and encodes 910 amino acids. Lineage: Eukaryota; Viridiplantae; Streptophyta; Magnoliopsida; Caryophyllales; Amaranthaceae. Gene Ontology annotation, molecular function: protein binding. The record is from RefSeq and is a predicted model, not a curated record.